Messenger RNA from Diaporthe batatas, 1676 nucleotides. RefSeq lists its product as uncharacterized. The transcript has 4 exons. Gene Ontology annotation, molecular function: metallopeptidase activity. NCBI's taxonomy places the organism in Eukaryota, Fungi, Ascomycota, Sordariomycetes, Diaporthales, Diaporthaceae. The record is from RefSeq and is a predicted model, not a curated record. Bases 133 to 1056 code for a protein of 307 amino acids.
GCUCGCUGCACUACUGUGUGGCUUGUUGCCAUGUUAUAAAUACGAGAACCGCUCUUGCUGUAUUCUCAACAUGGAUGGUUGUUAGGCCAUUUGCGUUGACUCCCUCAAGCAUCAUUCACCCCGGCACUCAAGAUGCGUUCCGGUAUCAUUGUGCCGCUCACAUUGCUGGGCUCUGCGGGUGCCUCAGUCGUGCCCUAUUUGAGGCGAUCGCAACCUGUCUGUGGUCAAGACGAGCUUUCCGACACCCACAAGGAGUUGCUGGAAAGCCGAAUUCAGACUGGAACAAAACCAAGCUACCUCGGCGCACGGGCGGAUGAGGUUAUCGAUAUCAAUGUCUAUCAGCAUGUUGUCGCAUUCAACGAGACGCUGGAGGGCGGAUACCUUUCAGAAGACACGAUGGCCGCACAGUUUCAGCUGAUCCAAGAAUCUUUUGCACCAUACAAUUUCAACCUGAAGCUUGCAGAGACCCGCUGGGUUGUGAAUGAGGAUUUCGCUAGUGUAAACAAGGGGGACGACCACGAAAACGUGGUCAAGCAGGCUCUCCGGAAAGGCACUUACGCCGACCUGAACCUGUUCUAUAUCGCGUACCUAACAGUCGGCAUUGGCAACCAAGGUACGGGCUGGUCAACCUGGCCGUGGGGCAGUGGUGACUGGGCUCCGAACAGCACGUUCCAGCCCACGGAAUUCGACAAGUCUAUCGACGGUUGCUUUAUAAGCUCUACGACUACACCUAACGGGACGAACAGUUGGGGCUUCAAUCAGGGCAAGAUCGCUGUUCAUGAGGCAGGCCAUUGGCUUGGUUUGUACCAUGUGUUCCAAGGCGGGUGUUCCGGCCCCGGAGAUUACGUGAACGAUACUUAUCCACAGGGCUCCGAUACAUUCACGAUUGGAGGUGUCUGUGAUAACGUCGGGACUGGUUGUUUGUUCGGCAAAGAUCCACCAAACUACAAGAAUCACAUGGACUAUUCUGACGACCAAUGUCGUGUAGAGUUCACAAAGGGUCAAGAAGCUCGCAUGCGAUCAAUGUUCAACGAGUUUCGAGCAAACACGGAGUGAAGUUCCUGCACUAUGAUCCCCGGGCCGUACAGGUCAGGGAAAUCUGUGACAGGAACCUACACAAGUUUUGUUCAGAUAUUUCCUACGAGGCUGUGGCAUCUGUGCAGGCGACCUAGCUGUGCGAAACGGUCCUGUGAGCAGUAGAGUAGCCUUGUUGAUACCCAAUGAUCAGAUGUACUCUCCAACGUCUUGUGAGGCUGAUUUGUAUAUGAUACCUAGGCACCUAGUCUCCUCCCGUGGAACAUGUUGGGGAUGAAUACCUAGGUAAUCAGGCCUACUAGCCUACACUACGACCUUCCUCAAAGCUUCCCAGGUUUCUGUAGGCUAUAGUUCCUGAAGUCCUCCUCAGAACAACAUUUGAACAAAGACGAGAUACCUUCAAUUAAGUUGACUGCAAUAACGCAGCAACUGGUUCCUUGACUGUUUCAAAAGUCCGUUCCGAGUGCCUCGGAACAGGACAACCUCCUACGGGACAACCUUAGAUGGGACGCUCCUCUACGGGAGCGCUACUCGGGAGAUAUAUGAGCUGUGGUGACCCCUCCAUGAAGGUUUGACAUUGUUGUGAACACGACUAUGUUACUGUAGUGAUAAAUGUGGUACUUGAUUUGCGUCCUGCCCAA